AUGGAUCCAAAUGGCCUUUCCGAUCCUUACUGCAAGUUGAAACUGAUACCCGAUGACCAGUCUUCAAAAUCCAAAAAGAAAAGUAAAACAAUUAGAUCUACCUUAAAUCCAGUGUGGAACGAAUGUUUUGAAUACAAACUGGAAACAACAGAUGCUGAUAGAAGAUUAUCUGUAGAAGUUUGGGAUUGGGAUCGUACUUCCAGGAACGAUUUUAUGGGUUCUCUUUCAUUUGGCAUUAGUGAGCUGAUGAAGGAAUCCGUUGAGGGUUGGUACAAACUCCUUAGCGCAGAAGAAGGAGAAUUCUACAGCAUAAAAGUUGCGCCUGAAUCUGAAGCUGAAAUUGAAAAAAUCAAGAAUAAAAUUGAUGGAAUGAACAUACAUCAGGAAAAGCAGUGGCCAGUACGAUCUCAAUCUCAAUUGAAACAACCACAACAAAAUGCUGUCAAAGCUACUGAUUUUAAUUUUCUAUCUGUGCUUGGAAAAGGAUCAUUUGGAAAGGUAUUGCUUGGUGAGCAUAAGGACAGCAAAGAACUAUUCGCAGUGAAGAUACUGAAAAAGGAUGUUAUUGUUCAGGAUGAUGAUGUGGGAUGUACAAUGACAGAAAAGCGGGUCCUAUCACUUUGUGACAAGCCACCCUUUCUCGUUGCUCUGCAUUCCUGCUUCCAAACUUCGGAUCGUUUAUACUUUGUAAUGGAAUUUGUAAGUGGUGGUGAUCUUAUGUAUCAAAUACAACAAGUGGGAAAGUUCAAAGAGCCAGUAGCUGCAUUUUAUUCUGCUGAAAUAGCAAUUGGCUUAUUUUUUCUUCAUUCCCGAGGCAUUAUUUAUCGUGAUCUCAAACUGGACAAUGUUAUGUUGGAUACAAGUGGACACAUUAAAAUCACGGAUUUUGGUAUGUGUAAAGAAAACAUCAUCGGUAAUGCAAAGACAAAAACGUUUUGUGGAACACCCGACUACAUUGCUCCUGAAAUAAUAUUAUAUAAACCGUAUAAUAAGUCGGUUGAUUGGUGGGCCUAUGGAGUAUUGUUGUUUGAAAUGCUUGCUGGCCAACCGCCUUUCGAUGCAAUAACAGACCACAACGUAUCGUACCCGAAGUCAAUGUCUAAGGAAGCAGUGUCAAUUUGUAAGGCAUUGCUGCAAAAAAGUCCUCAGAAGCGGCUAGGUUGUGGGCAGAUGGCUAUUAGAGAUGUUAAAGAGCAUCCGUUUUUUCGACGAAUUGAUUGGUAUAAAAUUGAAAGGCAACAGGUUCAACCACCUUUCAAACCAAAACUGAAGAGUCCUGAAUCGACGGAGAAUUUCGAUUCACAGUUCAGAAAGCUAUCAGUCAAAAUGAGUGCUUGCGAUAUUGACAUUUUGCGUAAUCUUGAAGGCUAUGAAUUCCCCGAUUUUGAUUACGUUAAUCCAUAUUGGCCAAGUGGGAAUGCUCACGAUGAGUCGGUGUAG
This is a messenger RNA of Acanthocheilonema viteae, 1440 nucleotides long. The record is from the annotation of a GenBank genome assembly. NCBI's taxonomy places the organism in Eukaryota, Metazoa, Nematoda, Chromadorea, Rhabditida, Onchocercidae.